This is a messenger RNA of Exaiptasia diaphana, 848 nucleotides long. Its product is annotated as L-rhamnose-binding lectin ELEL-1. The record is from RefSeq and is a predicted model, not a curated record. Lineage: Eukaryota; Metazoa; Cnidaria; Anthozoa; Actiniaria; Aiptasiidae. Gene Ontology annotation, molecular function: carbohydrate binding. The coding region runs from base 423 to 848 and encodes 141 amino acids. The transcript has 2 exons.
UACUCAAGUAGACGCACUUCGCACAGUGUCGCGCUAACAGCAUCAAAAAUCUCGUUGUUUAUAUUAGGAAUUAGUGGGAUGCUAUAUUCUGAAACAGCCAUCGGUCUUAAGUCACAGCCCCAUUUACUAUUGUUGCUUGCUAUUAUUUGUUGACAAAAGGAUUUCUUUGGAUGGCUCAGUAGCCAAGUACGCAGGCUUAACUCAUUGAUUAUUAAUUCUUUCACUGGUGCUUAAUUUCGUGCUAAUAAGAUGCAUUAUAAUAAGUAGGAGGGGACGUAUUCAUCGCAAAACCUAAGAGAGCGACAAGUAUUUGCUGCACAGUGAUGCGUUGAGUUCAAUGCGUUCAAAGUGUAUACAAGCGUGGCGGACUGACUCAAGCUGAGUCCAGAUGUAAUUCAUAACGUGUGAAUUCAUCGUAAAACAUGAGGAAAACGUCAAAAAGCGUACCUUACUACAUUGUCAUUCUUAUAAUCGUAGGAAUUCUCACCACAAGAAAAUGUGUGGCUAACGGGAUGAAGUCCAUGAUGGCCUGCGAGAACGGUAUGAUGUACAUCAAGUGUCCACAUAAUACCCUUCAAAUACAGAUCGCACAAGCAUCGUACGGACGAGAGCUUUCAAAGAAAUUCGUCUGUCAAUCAAAUGAUCCAAACGUAGUAAUCAAAGACUGUGGGGUUAGCAAUGUAAAAUCACGAGUACAGAAGAAAUGCGACGGGAAAUAUGAAUGUAAUUUUAAAGUAGACAAUCAAAACUUGGGUUAUUUCUGCACCAACGUGUACAAGUACCUCAUCGUAUUGUUUGAUUGCAGUAAGUGGAACUAUAAUUUGUCUUUCUUCUUAUCGUUAUGCUAA